Dichomitus squalens LYAD-421 SS1 is the source of this 939-nucleotide messenger RNA. RefSeq lists its product as uncharacterized. The coding region runs from base 496 to 729 and encodes 77 amino acids. The record is from RefSeq and is a predicted model, not a curated record. The transcript has 4 exons. Lineage: Eukaryota; Fungi; Basidiomycota; Agaricomycetes; Polyporales; Polyporaceae.
UCAAGGACAAUUAAUAUCAUACACAUGUACGACGCGCACUAGAGACAGACACUCUCGUUCCGUGAACAAAGCAGCCCCAAAGCGGAUAUGCGCCAUGGCUCCUGGAAAAUCCCUGCCGAAGAUGGCUGCAUGUGACAAAGGACCUUACGCGUAUCGUCACUGACGCGUGGGUGCUCAAGCGCGCGAACCUGAACUUGAACCUGUCUUUGACCUCGACCACUCACCUGGCAUUGUUCGACAUUGUUCUCCACAAGAACUCAGCAGUUUACCACCACCACACAGCAGCGUUAUCAUGUCUUCCUUCGCACGUCUGCUUUCUGCCACUUCGAACGGCACGAGCUACCCCGGCUCAAACGACUCGACGCGUCCUAGUACGCCAAUCGCGGAAUCGUAGAUGAUUGUCGUCGCGCUUUGUACCAGAACGACGAUGGCCUCCCCCCGCUUGACGCGCUCCAGAAGACGGUAGACAAUGACACCAGCUCAGUCGCGAGCAACAUGGUCCUGGCUCCCGGAUGGCGCGUCUUCAUGGCCUCUCCGGAUGCUCGUGCUGGCACUGAAGAUCACAUUGACGCGGUCGAGACGCGGAGGAACGGGCAAACUGACCUCAGGUCCCGCUUCACUGAGUCGUCCGACCGAGUCGUGGACGCGUCUACCACUUGGGAAAGCUUCUUUGCGAGAUUGCGCGACACCAUGCUUUCGGAGAUCGAGGCCGUUGACGAAGAAGAUUAGGAUUCGCUCGCGCAAAGAUUCAGUUCCCUGUAUGAUAGAGAGUGUUAGAGAUGAGUUGCUAUGACUAAUUCGAUUGCGCGAGCGUGCACCGUUCUGACUAUCUCCCUUCCACCAUUCGCGUGUUGUUGCUACUGCAGUCUCUACUGCCUUGUUAGAGACUGCCUUGUUAUUGGGUUUUCUCGUCAGGUCAUUACGUUAGUAUCACAUCAU